GAGCCCACUCUGGUCCUGCAGCUGUGCGCGCGAGGAGGAUGGCCGGACUGGACCUGGUACCUGGGACUCACCUGUGCACGUGACCCCCGGGGGACUGACCCGAGUGUGACCCGAGUGUGACCCGAGCAGCGGCGGCGGCGGCCCGAGGAGCUUCUGAUCCCGGCAGGACUCAGGCGCUGCUCCUGGUUCCGACGGACGGACUCAACAGCCUUAAGUCCCGGCUCCCUCCGCUCGGAUCUCCCUCCCGCGGGGUUCGGUUCUGCCUCCCGCGGGGUUCGGACGCGUCAUUUGGACUUUUGUUCCGGGAUUUAAUUUGGAAAACGCUAAAAAACCUCCUCCUCCUCCUCCUCCUUCUUCUUCUUCUUCUUCUUCUUCUUCUUCUGUCACGUCUUUCUCCCUGUGGCUCCCGAUAGCAUUAGCAUUAGCAUUAGCAUUAGCCGGCUAGUGCAGUUACCAGGCAACAGGCCGUCCCGUUAGCCGUUAGCCGCUAGCCGUUAGCCUGGCGCACAUCCGGCACCGCAGCGACUCAGCGCUCGGAGCUACGCCGGGGAGGAGCUGCCUUCGCCGGUCAGCAGCAGGAGCAACAGCCGGUACUUUCCCCGGUGCCAACACUACAACGAAACACGACCAGAACCGAGUGUUUUUCACCCGUGUUCUCCCCGCAGCGAAGCCCCGGGCCCCGCUGCGUCUCACGGCGGGUUUAUUUAAAGACUUUAACUCUAAAAAAAGACAAAGUUUCGCCUUUUCCAUCUCCGGAGCUUUAGCUUUAGCCGCUAGCCGAGCCACGGGCUGUUGACGUCCCGUCCCCGCCGCGGACUCAAGUGUGUUUUUGUGGGUUUUUUUGUGUUUUUGUGUGGUUUUUUUUGGUUUUUAUGGAUGUAAGUCGGAUCUGAAGUGUGAACAGGGAGCUUCGGGACAUGGGGUAGCGGUGUAAAGUUACCCCCACAUCUGUAAGCACCGCGGGAUCCGAGAGAAGCGCGCCCGGGGAGGAGGCUGCCUGUGUGGGCUUGAGCGCGGAGCAGCCCCGGUCCCCUGGAGGAUGUAGCGGGGGGGACGCGUCUGUUUCUCUGGAUGAUCUGAACAGUUUCUCCCGCAGUGUUUGGCUCCGGUGUGGAGGUCACAGGUCACCGGACGCGCACAGAUUCGGGACCCGGGGACACGAGGACUCGGGGUUCGGUUUUGGGACUCGGUUUCGGGACUCGGGUUUUGGGACCGGGCCGCAGACAUGAACUACCAGCAGCACCUGGCCACCUCCGCGGCCAUCCGAGGAGAGAUCCAGCGCUUCGAGUCCGUGCAUCCCAACAUCUACUCCAUCUACGAGCUGCUGGAGCGGGUGGACGAGCCGGUGCUGCAGAACCAGAUCCGAGAGCACGUCAUCGCCAUCGAAGAUGCGUUCGUGAACAGUCAGGAGUGGACGCUGAGCAGAUCUGUGCCCGAACUCAAAGUGGGGAUUGUGGGUAAUCUGGCGAGUGGGAAGUCUGCGCUGGUCCACAGAUAUCUGACCGGAACAUACGUCCAAGAGGAGUCUCCAGAAGGCGGUCGGUUUAAGAAGGAGAUCGUGGUGGACGGUCAGAGUCACCUGCUGCUCAUCAGGGACGAAGGAGGCCCCCCGGAGGCUCAGUUCGCUCUGUGGGUGGACGCCGUGGUGUUCGUCUUCUCUCUGGAGGAUGAGAUCAGUUUUCAGACGGUGUUUCAUUAUUUCACUCGUUUGGCCAAUUUCAGAAACACAAACGAGCUCCCGCUGGUGCUUGUCGGGACGCAAGAUGCGAUCAGUUCGGUGAAUCCUCGUGUGAUCGACGACGGUCGAGCUCGUAAACUCUCCACUGAACUGAAACGAUGCACCUACUACGAGACCUGCGCCACCUACGGGCUCAACGUGGAACGAGUCUUUCAGGACGUGGCUCAGAAGAUCGUGUCUCUGAGGAAGAAGCAGCAGCUCUCCAUCGGUCCCUGUAAAUCACUUCCCAACUCCCCGUCACACUGUCCUGGAACCACAACCCAGACCAACACCGCACUGCCUCUCACACAGACGUCGAACGGUUCUGCGACCGGAGGAAAUCUGAGCGAUUACUCUUCGUCUGUGCCGUCCACGCCCAGCACCAGCCAGAAGGAGCUACGCAUCGAACCGCAGCACGCCAACGCCGCCAACACGCCCACGCCCGUGCGCAAGCAGAGCAAGAGGAGGUCCAACCUGUUCACGUCUCGAAAAGCCAGUGACCCCGACAAAGACAAGAAGAGUGUGGAGAGCAGAGCGGACAGUAUCGGGAGCGGGAGAGCCAUCCCCAUCAAACAGGUACACACACACACACACACACACACUAUACACACACACACACACACUAUACACACACACACACACAGGUACAGGGGGCGCUGUCACACACUUACACAUCCCCCCACACCACAAUCCUCCAUAAAAACACAAACACAUGAACACAGCAACUGGACAAACCUGAGCGAUGUGCAGGAGUUUCAUUACUGCGACACUCUGAAGGGGGAGCGACUCAGCACAGAGAGCAAUGAGAGACUUAGUGACACGGAGCUACGGCAUGGAGCUGCGUCGCCAGCAGGGGGCGCUGUGCUCUGCUCGUUACAGGUCCUCACAGAGCCAGCAGGGGGCGCUGUGCUCUGCUCGUUACAGGUCCUCACAGAGCCAGCAGGGGGCGCUGUGCUCUGCUCGUUACAGGUCCUCACAGAGCCAGCAGGGGGCGCUGUGCUCUGCUCGUUACAGGUCCUCACAGAGCCAGCAGGAGGCGCUGUGACGCUCUCCUCCGCCUCAGAUCUGCUCUGCUCAUUAAAAUCCUGCAGGGAGGACGGGCACGCCCCCACUCGCCCCCACGCGGAUCUGACGCGGCUCUCGGGGGCCUCUGAGGCUCCUCGUUUCCUGAUGAGGGAAGUUCUCCAGGAGGCUCUUGUGGCUCCUUCUGGCUCCAGUGAGUCACAUUUGGCUCUUGUGGCUCCUUCUGGCUCCAUGUGCAUAUUUGUGGAGGAGAGCUUCGACUUCCAGAUCGUGUCCCUCACGGGUCAAACGUGGCAUUUUGAGGCGACGUCGUACGAGGAGCGAGACGCCUGGGUCCAAGUGAUCGAGAGUCAAAUCCUCCACAGUCUGCAGAGCUGCGAGUCCAGCAAGAACAAGUCUCGUUUGCCGAGUCAGACUGAGGCCAUGGCUCUACAGGCCAUCAGGAACCAGAGAGGAAACAGCCUGUGUGUCGACUGUGGAGCCAGAGACCCGGACUGGGCGAGUCUGAACCUGGGGGCCCUCAUCUGUAUCGAGUGUUCUGGGAUCCACAGGAACCUGGGCACUCACCUGUCGAGGGUUCGGUCGCUGCACCUGGACGACUGGCCCCUGGAGCUCAUCAAAGUCCUGAGCAGCAUCGGCAACGACCUGUGCAACGCCGUGUGGGAGGGCAGCACCCAAGGGCGACAGAAGCCCACGCCCGACGCCUCCAGAGAGGAGCGCGAGCGUUGGAUCCGGGCGAAGUACGAGCAGCGCCUGUUCCUGCCGCCCCUGCCGCCCUCGGACCUGUCUCUGGGGCAGGCGUUGCUCCGGGCGGUCGCCGACGACGACCUGCCGUCCGUGGUCCUGAUCCUGGCCCACGGGUCCAGAGUCCAGGUGAACCAGACCUACAGCGAGACCGACCCCAGGACCGCCCUGCACCUGUCCGCCGGCAGGGGCAACGUGGUCGUCACCCAGCUCCUCAUCUGGUACGGCGUGGACGUGGCGGCGCGCGACGCCUUGGGGCACAGCGCUCUGGCGUACGCGCGUCAGGCUCAGAGUCAGGACUGCGCCGAGGUCCUGGUCCAGUACGGUUGCCCCGAGGACCGAGUGCCGCUGGCGGCGGCGCUGACGCCGUUGGCCGCCACCCCCAACCUGUCGCGCAGGAACAUGAACCGCAACAACAGCUGCAGCAGCGCCGGCUCGGCCGCGCUGCUAUAGGCCCCGCCCACUGUCCACUGACACACCCACUGCCCCGCCCACUGUCCACUGACACACCCACUGCCCCGCCCACUGUCCACUGACACACCCACUGCCCCGCCCACUGUCCACUGACACACCCACUGCCCCGCCCACUGUCCACUGACACACCCACUGCCCCGCCCAUCAUCCAGACACACCUACUGCCCAUAGCCCCGCCCACCACAGGAACUUCAACACUAACAAGAAGUUUAAUGCACAAACACACACACACACACACACACGACACACACACACAACACACACACACAACACACACACACACGACACACACAACACACACACACAGGGGAUAUAAUGUGUGUAAUCAUGAAUAGUGACGCCCCACAGGAUUCUGGGAGAUGUGGUCCAAGAGAAACAGAGAAGAAGGAGGAAGAGGAGAGUUUGAGGGUCAGAGGUCAGAGGGUCGGGGGGUCUGUGGGGUCAGAGGUCAGGGGGGGUCAGAGGUCGGGGGUCAGAUGUGAAGUGAGUGUGAGGAGCAGGUUUUUCUGAUCAUGUAAAGUUGUGAGAAAAGUGAAACGGUGGAAUGUUCCCGACGCCGAAUGAGACGUUUUUGUUUUUGCCACUACAAAAUAAGAGCCUCCCUUUUUAAUGUACAGAUAUUUAAAUCCACACUAAACAGACUUUUAUUUUGACGAGCACUUCCUGUCCCCACACUACACAAACACCCGCUGUUAAAGUCUGUAACGUUGUGACGAGGAAACGACCGCGACCGCAAAGGACGCUGGGAAACGCAGUCCACAGUCUCCUCCUCCUCCUCCGCCGCCGCCGCCGCAGGAAAAACACUCAACAAACAACACAUUCUUUUUACCUCAUGGACGACGGCCAGUUCCUGUGACAUCACCCCCGAGAGCCAAUCAGACGCCAGCGCUGAGGCGGCGAGGCGGACGCGUCGGUCGGGACUCGUUUGUAGACGUAGUUUGAUGCAUGUUUUUGUAAAGUUUAUUUAAAUUGUGAAUAGUGAGAUUUUCAUUGCUGGACCAAUGUUUGAAGAACGAGGAGGAAAAAAGGAGGAUUUAGUUUUUUGUUUUUUUUUAUGUGAAAUAUUUGAACGUGAAAAGAGACGCUCAGGAACUUUUUAUGUUUGGGAUUUUUUUACAAUUUGACCCAAAAUUACACUUAAGACAAAAAAAGAACCGGAAAUCUCAAAGAAAAAUCUAAAACAAACCAAGAACCAGGACUAAACCAAGUCUAAAACCAGGACUAAACCAGGACUAAACCAGGUCUAAACCAGGACUAAACCAGGACUAAACCAGGACUAAACCAGGUCUUUUCUCUCUGUGAGGUUCUGUUUUCUUGUUUUUUGAGAUUUCUGUGUUUUUUUGUUUUUUUUGUCUUAAAUCCAAAUCAAAGGUGAAAAAGCCACAAAAGGAUCAAAGGGAAAAAGUGUCACAGACGAAACUCAAACUGAACCUGAAAACCUCUGGACGAAGGGUUUUUCUGCUGCGACGACGCCAACGUCAGACUGAACCUCCACAAAACCCACGCCCACAAAAAAAUGACAAUUUCACUUUUUUUGGUCUGAAAUUUCAUUUUUUUCUGGGUUUGAAUCAAAAGAAAUUUACCAGAAGUUUCUGAAAUUUCACCAGAACUAAACCAGGACUAAACCAGUUCUAAACCAGGACUGAACCAGGACUGAACCAGGACUGAACCAGGACUGAACCAGGACUAAACCGGGACUAAACCAGGACUGAACCAGGACUGAACCAGGACUAAACCGGGACUGAACCGGGACUGAACCAGGACUAAACCGGGACUGAACCAGGACUAAACCAGGACUGAACCAGGACUAAACCAGGACUAAACCGGGACUGAACCAGGACUAAACCAGGACUAAACCGGGACUGAACCAGGACUAAACCAGGACUGAACCAGGACUAAACCAGGACUAAACCAGGACUGAACCAGGACUAAACCAGGACUAAACCAGGACUAAACCAGGACUAAACCAGGACUGAACCAGGACUAAACCAGGACU
Molecule: messenger RNA, 5954 nt
Organism: Boleophthalmus pectinirostris (great blue-spotted mudskipper)
Lineage: Eukaryota; Metazoa; Chordata; Actinopteri; Gobiiformes; Gobiidae
Product: arf-GAP with GTPase, ANK repeat and PH domain-containing protein 1-like
Exons: 16
Coding region: 1226-3937 (903 amino acids)
Cellular component (GO): nucleus
Molecular function (GO): GTPase activity; GTPase activator activity; GTP binding
Source: RefSeq, a predicted model, not a curated record